Molecule: messenger RNA, 351 nt
Organism: Paramecium pentaurelia
Lineage: Eukaryota; Ciliophora; Oligohymenophorea; Peniculida; Parameciidae
Source: the annotation of a GenBank genome assembly
AUGGUAAAAUAAGAAUCUAAGAUUGUAAAUUUAGUGAUUAAAGUAAAAUAAUAAAAACAAAUCUUAAUCAUCAAGCCUUAAAAUUAAUGGGACAAUUUACUACUUGUCCAAUGCACGAUUGUAAUUAUUUUUUUCGUCUAAAUGAAGAAAUUGAAAGCAAAGUCAAUUUUUGCAAUAAUUGUAAUAAAUAUUUUUGUUAUAAUUGCCUUUAAUUUUGCCAAUAAUAACACUAAUGUUAAAUUAUUUAGAAAUUUUCAUAAAUUAUUUGUAAAUUCUGCAAUAAAUGUGGAAUAUUACAAAUCAUAUAAAAAUUAAAACCAUAAUUAACGUGCACAUAAUGUUAAAACAUGA